This is a messenger RNA of Ostertagia ostertagi, 1581 nucleotides long. The record is from the annotation of a GenBank genome assembly. NCBI's taxonomy places the organism in Eukaryota, Metazoa, Nematoda, Chromadorea, Rhabditida, Trichostrongylidae.
AUGAGCGAGAAAAGACGAUCCGCCGGUGUAUGUCGACGAAAUGAUGUGAGGUUUCAUCUCUUAUUUUAUGUUGCUUUGCGCUUUGUUAGUGGAAGUGUUCUUCAAGGAUCAGAUACGGCGAAGAUCAUAAGAUUCUUCGAGAGCCACGACCAUAUUCACGUACCAUCGUCUUCAUUACUGCCUCCUGAUGAAGAUGGAUCACUGUUAUUCACCAAUGCAGGCAUGAAUCAGGAAGAUGCGUGCAGACUAGCGUGGUACUUCCUCACAAAUGUCUUAAAUAUUGAUCCGGCUCGGUUAUAUGUCUCAUACUUUGGCGGCUCAAAAGAGUGGAAUCUCGCUGCUGACGAGAACUGCAAGAAAAUUUGGCUAAAAAUAGGGCUACCUGAAUCUCAUAUUUUGCCGUUUGAAAAAGAUAAUUUUUGGGAAAUGGGUGUCACUGGUCCGUGUGGGCCAUCCAGCGAGAUUUUCUACGAUCGCGUAGUGGGACGAAGUGACGUCGGUCACUUAGUUAAUGUUGAUGAUUCGAUUGUGGAGCUGUGGAAUAUUGUUUUCAUUUCUAUGAACAGAACCUCCAGCGGGCGUCUCGAACCUCUUCCAAGUAAUCAUAUCGACACGGGUAUGGGAUUGGAACGCUUGGCCUCAGUGAUGCAAAACGUGCCUUCGAAUUUUGAUAUUGAUGUGUUUUCACCUAUCAUGAAGCGUAUAUCUGAGACAAGGGGAAACACCAUAUUUGAACAAAUGCGUUUGAACAUGCCUGCGAACGAGAGCAUUUUUUCAGGAGAAAACGCUUGGAUUCUGCAUGAUACUCAUGGCAUUCCCAUUGAAAUCACCGAAGAUCUCAGUAAAAAACACGGCCUAGUCGUUGAUGAUAAGAGAUUUCUAGCACUCAAGGAAGAGGCAAAGAUGCUCUCUAAAAGCAAAAGUAACUUCUCCACCCGUCUUUCUGUCGACACGACAGGGCUGGAAAAGUAUUCCGAUGACGCAAAAUAUGAGUACUCACUUGAGGCAGACGGUUCCUACGCGUUCCCUCAAAUUACUACGAAGAUAGUGGCUGCUUUUGAUAAGGAUCAGCGAGUACCUUCAUUCUCAUCAUCGGGAUCGAUUGUGCUGGAAAGUUGCCAAUUCUAUGCGGAAGAAGGUGGUCAAAAGAGUGAUAAAGGCGUGCUGGAAGUGGAUGAGGAACCAGUGUUCGAAGUUACGUCUGUCGAAAAAGUGAAUGGCGUCGUUGUUCUGAAUGGUAACGUAAUUGGACAAGCCACGAUCUCGGAAGGUUUAGUGGUCAAGCAGAAAAUCAACGUUGAACGCCGGCUUGCUUUAAUGCGCGCCCACUCGGCAACACAUCUUCUGAACUGGGCAUUACGACGUGUUGGAGCAGGAAGAGGGCAGCGAGGAUCAGCCAUUGAUGAAGAUUUCCUGAGAUUUGACUACGCAACUGAUGACUGUGCUGGUGAAGAUGAUACUGUCGAAAAUGUUGAAUCGCUCAUAAAAAGUGUGAUAUCGGAAGCUAGAAGCGUCAUGGUAGAAAAGAUGCCAUUUGCAGAUGCUGGAAAGAUUCCCAAUUUGCAGUCCGAGUUCAAAGAG